CAUGUUUUGUUUAUUUUGACUAUUCGCGUCUGUGAGCUCGCAGAGAAAACAUUAUUUGUGAACGAAAGUAUUCACGUUUCGUUUCCUGAUCUGUCCGGUCUGUGCCAGUUUAAACGAUUAUUGUGUUGUAUCAGAUUUAAGAACAUUCAAUAGUACAAUGAAGAUAUUUACAUUUAAAUCUUUCCUGUGCUGCAUGACGCUUGAAACUGGAGGUUAUGUAAUCAGUUCAAUCCAUUUGAUCAUACAAGCACUGAUUUUGCUCUUCGGCAUCGCUUUCCUAAGCAUCUACGACUGUAGUGACUUCGAAGAAAUGGUCAAUGUUGCAGAAGGGAGGAUAUGCAUGUUCAAUCGAGAUUUCGUCGCUUUUAAUUUGCUGCUGGUGACAUUUUCGUUAUCAUUUGCCAUAUUACCUUAUUGGUGCAUUAAAGCCAUAAAAAAUAGAAACUUCAACGAUGUCAAGCCUUUUAUGUGGUUUUUGGUGGUGGUUGCCAUUUGUUCCUUUUACGAUCUUGCAUUUCUCACACUGGAAGGACUUGCUUUAGCAUUAAUUAAGGGUUCCAUAAAUGUGUACUUUUUUUACGUUAUUUUCUCCCUUCACAUUAUGCUGAGAGACGGUCCGAAGCGAAAACAUACGCUACUGGACGAACCACCGGCUGGUUUAAAGAAAAAUGCAAAAUUAAACGUUUAAAGAAAUAAAAUCCUAUUCC
Molecule: messenger RNA, 707 nt
Organism: Bradysia coprophila
Lineage: Eukaryota; Metazoa; Arthropoda; Insecta; Diptera; Sciaridae
Source: RefSeq, a predicted model, not a curated record